GUCUGUAGAGGAAAUCCGAAGGGAGCACAAAAACAGAAAGCCAAACAAUGAAAAAAACAAUGACACAAGUUGGGCGGUACUAACCUAUACUAGAAAGUCAACGUACAAACUAGCAAAGCUGUUCCAGAAACACAACCUUCGCACAUCAUUCAGAACAAAUAACAACGUAGGACGGAUACUACGGAACACCACAGAUCAAGAAUACCCAUUGGAUAAACAAGGAGUGUAUAAACUAACUUGCCGGAGUUGUUCUCGCGACACGCACACGAUGACAGGGCAUGAAUUACCUACCACACCGAACUCCAACACAUCAAAUGCCAUCGAUAGUAGUCAUAGCAGCCCCAACAGCAAUGGCAACAGCCGGAUCAACUCCGAUUCUAGCGAUGCAUCAUCUCCAUCACCUUUCCGCUCCCGUUCACCUUCACCGCUAGAAUAUGAAAACAAAGAAUUUGUAAAUCUUCUAACAGAUAAAAAAUUUCAUGAUGAAAUUGUUAAACUCGUUAAGAAGCGCGUUAAUUUUAUUGACAAUCAUGACCAAUAUAGCGUAACAAUUGACCAGAAUCGAAUAGUAAAUGUUGGCAAUAACGAUCUCCUAACAAAUCACGAAUUUCUGAUGGAUAUAGCAUUACUUGCAUCAACACACAGUGAGGACCCUAAAACAAAAGUAGGUGCUUGUAUUGUGGAUAGCAAAAACCGCAUUGUCGGCAUUGGUUACAAUCAUUUUCCACCGAACUACACGAAUCAGCCGUAUCCGUGGGGCAAGGACAAAGAUAAAUUAAAGAAUAAGCUCACCUAUGUCAUACAUGCUGAAUCAGACGCCAUAAUCGGUCCACAACCAAAUGAUUUGCAUGGCGCAACGAUAUACUCAACGCUAAUGCCCUGUAAUGAAUGCGCGAAACUAAUUAUACAAUCGGGUAUACGAAAAGUGUACUAUCUCAAUUCAAAACUUUUCGAGAAAUGGAUAUACAAGGCUUCGCGCAACAUGCUACAAAAUGCGCAUGUAACAUUGCAGAAAUUGGAACAGCGCACCAGUAGUCCUUUGGAAGAUUGCCUGUGAUUCAUAGUUGGACGCAUAUAUUUUGAUAUUGAUUUCAACGCACACACAUAUACAUACAUAUGUAUAUCGUCACCGUCAAUGCAAAAGGCCCUAUAUCAGACAUUUUCAAAAAUGCGUUUUUACUAUCAUCUUACUUUUCUCUCAAGUUCACCUUAACAAAAUUCAUAGCCAUAACUUAAAAAGUACGAGAUUUUUUUGGCACCCUUAGAACAGCCUUGCAAGCCAUUUAUUUCUAUGAUAAUUUAAGAAGCUUUUUCGCUUCUACUGUAAAAUUUCAAAUAGGGCAUUUUGCAUUGAUGGCAACGAUAUGUAUUUUGUUAUAAUUUCGAUAUACACACAAAAGUUUUAUUGACUAUAUUUUUUAAAUAUUUUUCUUAGUUAAUUGGAUAGUGCUACUUAGUUAAAAUAUUAGGAAGAGGCACCUAAUUGGGAAAUUUGUAGUGCAACAUAACAGUUUAAGUUUUACCGAUUGGAAAAUACAUUCGUAUUGUCGGUAUUCCAAAACCCAAUUAGGUUUGUACAUAUCGAGGGCUUAUAUUCAAUACCCUCUAUCUGCAAUUUUCACA
Messenger RNA from Rhagoletis zephyria (snowberry fruit fly), 1623 nucleotides. Its product is annotated as probable deoxycytidylate deaminase. Gene Ontology annotation, cellular component: cytoplasm. NCBI's taxonomy places the organism in Eukaryota, Metazoa, Arthropoda, Insecta, Diptera, Tephritidae. Gene Ontology annotation, molecular function: dCMP deaminase activity; zinc ion binding. The record is from RefSeq and is a predicted model, not a curated record.